UGAACUCGUGUAGCCCUGGACCCAAGUUACCUCCUCUUCCUCUUCUGUUACGGCGAAAAAGCGGACGAGCUUUGUAGUACUGUACACUCCCCUGCCAGUCAAUCAGACGACUGGCUGACAAAAAAAAUCAGGGACUUUUUUGCAGAACAUUGGGAGCUGGCUAGCUAACGAUUGCUAGCUAAAUUCUCACAUCGCCACCCUUUCUGCUUGUAUGGAUUACUAGCCGAAACCAGCCAACUAAGCAACUCAUCUUGUAUUUUUCAACGAAACAACUAUGGACUUCAACGUUAAAAGAUUAGCAGCAGACGCCGGUACUUUCCUCAGCCGUGCUGUACAGUUUACAGAGGAGAAACUUGGCCAGGCUGAAAAAACCGAGUUGGACGCCCAUUUGGAGAACCUUCUUGCCAGAGCAGAAUGCACCAAACACUGGACGGAGAAGAUUAUGAAGCAGACAGAGGUUUUGCUACAACCCAACCCAAAUGUCAGAAUAGAGGAAUUUUUGUACGAGAAGCUGGAGAAAAAAGCUCCAACGCGGAUGAACAACCAUGAGCUGCUGGGCCAGUCCAUGAUCGACUCUGGGAACGAGUUUGGUCCAGGAACCGCGUAUGGCAAUGCACUCAUAAAAUGUGGAGAGACAGAGAAACAGAUUGGAGGUGCAGAGAGAGAGUUCAUUCAGAGCUCAGCCAUCAACUUCCUCACACCAUUUCGCAACUUUCUUGAAGGAGACUUCAAGACUAUCUUAAAAGAGCGGAAGCUUCUGCAGAAUAAGCGCCUGGACCUGGAUGCUGCCAAGACUAGACUGAAGAAAGCCAGAGUGGCCGAUGCCAGGGCAGUGGCGGAGCAGGAGCUGAGGAUGACGCAGAGCGAGUUCGACCGGCAGGCGGAGAUCACCAGGCUCCUGUUGGAGGGCGUCAGCAGCACUCACGCCCACCACCUGCGCUGCUUGACUGACUUUGUGGAGGCCCAGACCACAUACUACGCACAGUGUUAUCAGUACAUGGUGGACCUCCAGAAACAGCUGGGAAGCUUCCCUUCCACCUUCUCCUCCAACAACAACCAGUCGUCGGUGAACGCGGCGGCCAGCAUCUCUGUACCCACCAUCCCUCUGACGGCCUCCCUGCCCACCCCGUUCACCGGGCGGGCCUCCUCUGGCUUCACCGAGCUGCGAAAUUCCAGUGGCAGCCGCAAGGCUCGGGUCCUGUACGACUACGACGCAGCCGGGAGCAGCGAGCUGUCCUUGCUGGCGGAUGAGGUUAUCAUGGUGUCUAGCGUGCCAGGUAUGGACUCGGAUUGGUUGAUGGGUGAACGGGGGAACCAGAAGGGAAAGGUCCCUAUCACCUAUCUGGAGCUGCUAAAUUGAGUGUUUAGUGUGGGUUUUGGGAAAAAAAGUAUAUUCCAGCUGUGAUUUUUUUUUUUUCAUAUUUAUACUGUUAUGCAAUUAACUUCCUAUGAAGUGCUUCCCAGCCUUCUGCUCUACCAUGUCUUACGGAUGCUCGGCCGCCAGCCCUGGUGAUGAGCUGCAAUACUGACGACCACAGUAACUUGCAAAAAGUCUUUCAACUUUCAAACCUUCAACCUUUGUCUUCUCACGAAUUUGGGUAUUUUGUUCUUUUUUUUUUUUUUUUUUUGGUUUACAUAAUAUGUAACUAACUCCGAUUCUGGCCAUUGUAUGCUUUAAUUACAUUUGUCACUGCCAAUUGCUUCUGUUUAUAUCACCGAAAAGCAUUAUUUUUGCCGUUUUAUUUUUUUACAGCCUUUUUAAUCUGUGCAAAAAAAGCACUCAAACAUUGACUGAAAAGUUGAGGAAUACUUGUUCCAUUUCCUUUUUAUGCAAUGCUGUAGAUAUUUCAAUCUCCUUGCCAGGAUGUAAAAGCUUGUCUUUCAUAGUGCCACAAGGUCCUGAUUCAUACUUCAAAGAGGAUAAUGAUUUCAGAGUCACAUGACUUAUCACAUGGCCCUCCCUUUGGUGUUUCUCCCCAGAGGAACUGUGAGCAUAACUAAAUCAGGUUAAGAACAUUCCAGAGAAUUAAAUUAGAUCAAGAUGAAACGAAGAAAGGUUGUCAACUGAAUGUCGGGCCGUCUGGUACAAGUGCUUCAGGUAUUGUCCAUGUUGUAGCAGCAUUUACCAUUCGAUUCAUCUGGGGUUAAAUGGUAAAUGCUUUCAAAUAAGUGUUUCAGGCAAAGGAUAUAUGCCAAAUGAGCUUUUUCAUGAAUACGUUCAGGAAAAAAGUAAGGGUAGCCCCUAACACUGACUGUACUCUCAAUUACUAUAGACUGAAAAUUAAGAAGCGAUGCUUUCACCAUUAGCCUUAUCUACAGAAAGCACAUUAUUCCUCUGAAUACGAUUUUAAGAUGUUUUACUUACAGUUGACUUGUAAACAGUUAAACUAAUUGUUAGUUUACCACUUUAGGAGUUCUUUAUGCAAUAUAAUCCAAUUGUUGAUGUGUAACAGUGCCUUAAAAUAAGUAUGUAGAGCAAAAGGAGGUUGGAAACUGAACUGAGUGGCUGUAGUUUCAGGAUGAACAUUAAACCAAUGUUUUCGGUUCACUGCUCCUCUGUGAACAGGAGCUAAAUGGAUCGCAGACAGGUUAAUGAUGCCUUCCUUUCACCUGUUCAGUUAUUAUAAACGUGUAAAGA
Messenger RNA from Megalops cyprinoides (Indo-Pacific tarpon), 2638 nucleotides. RefSeq names its product SH3-domain GRB2-like endophilin B1a (gene sh3glb1a). Gene Ontology annotation, molecular function: protein binding. Gene Ontology annotation, biological process: membrane organization. Bases 275 to 1360 code for a protein of 361 amino acids. The record is from RefSeq and is a predicted model, not a curated record. Lineage: Eukaryota; Metazoa; Chordata; Actinopteri; Elopiformes; Megalopidae. Gene Ontology annotation, cellular component: membrane; cytoplasm. The transcript has 9 exons.